This is a messenger RNA of Trifolium pratense (red clover), 2553 nucleotides long. RefSeq names its product protein CHUP1, chloroplastic. Lineage: Eukaryota; Viridiplantae; Streptophyta; Magnoliopsida; Fabales; Fabaceae. Gene Ontology annotation, biological process: chloroplast organization. The transcript has 6 exons. Gene Ontology annotation, cellular component: chloroplast outer membrane. Bases 303 to 2231 code for a protein of 642 amino acids. The record is from RefSeq and is a predicted model, not a curated record.
AUCUUAGAAAGCCCUGUCCUCCUUUUGAUUUAUUUGUACUAUUUCAAAACAAUUUUCCAAUAUUUUAAUAUCUCUUUCUUCAGUAUCUGAGAAGAAAAAAGAAGACCGUUCCUCGUUAGCUGUGCCUUUAAUUUCUCUUUUACACAAUCCGUUCUUUUCUGCUAAACACAAGACAACGACGUCGUCUUUUGUUACCUUCAUCACUCUCAUGAGAUUCAAACUCAAACUCACACCACCACAACCCUAACCUACUAAACACAAACAACAAUAACAACAACAACAACAACCUUUUCCAUCACCCCAUGGUUGCCGGAAAAGUUAAAGUAGCAAUGGGAUUCACCAAGUCACCAUCACCGGCACAUGUACACAGUACUCCACCACCACAAAAGAAGAAACAACAACCACCUCCUCCUUCUCCUUCCACGACCACCACCACCACCUCCUCCACCAAAUCUUCCUCUCACAAAUCCUCAUUCUCCCGCAUCGGUUUCCAUUUCCCGCGUUCCUCUGCUCAAGUACAGCCUCGUCCUCCAGACGGAACAGAGCUUCUCCGUCUAGUUGAAGAGCUUCGUGAAAGCGAGUCUCGCUUGAAAACGGAGCUUCUCGAGCAUAAACUACUAAAAGAGUCCAUCGCCAUUGUUCCGGUUCUGGAGAACGAGUUAACGGUUAGGGAAACUGAGAUUCAGAGAAGUAGGAAGAAAGAAGAAGAAACAGAAGCAGAGAACGAGAAGUUAAAGAAGGAGUUGGAGAAACUAAAGCUACAAAUGGAAACAGAGAGAAGAGAGAGUGAAAGGAAAAUGAAAGCGUUGGAAGAUGAAAUUGCUGAACUGAAGAAAACGACGUCGUUACAAAAUGAGCAUGAGCAUGAACAUGAGCAAUUUUCAUCUUCACAGAGGUUUUUAGGGAUUGGAGAAGUUUCAGUGAAGUCGAAUCUGAUGAAAAAUUUGAAGAAAACGAUGUCGGAUCAUGCAAUUGUGAUUCAGAAGCAUUAUGAAAGUGUUGAUUUGAAAAGAGAUUUUGCAGAAACUGAAAGGCCACGUCACUCUAGAAGUAACUCGGAGGAACUCGCUGAUUGUACUGACUCAGUUUUGAAUGUUAAUGUUAGAUCUCGUGUGCCUAGGGUUCCUAAUCCACCGCCGAAGCCGUCGUCUUCUUCUUCAUCGUCGUCAUCAUCGUCGAGUGGUGGUUCAGUUGCAGAGGAUAACAAUAACAAUGGUGAAACAGAGCAAACAGUUUUGCAACCGAUUAAACCGGCGAAGGCAGCACCACCUCCGCCACCUCCUCCUCCAUCGCGUAAACCUGCAUCUAAAGCUGCGGCUGUGGCUGCUCCUCCGCCUCCUCCUCCACCGCCGAAAGGAGGAAGAAUGGCUCCGGCGAAGGUGAGGAGAGUACCGGAGGUGGUAGAGUUUUACCAUUCGUUGAUGCGGAGGGACUCUCAAUCACGACGGGAAUCUAACUCCGGUGCGGCUGCGGAGGUACCGGCGACGGCGAAUGCACGUGAUAUGAUCGGAGAGAUUGAGAACCGUUCGACUCACUUACUAGCGAUUAAAAAUGAUGUAGAAACACAAGGAGAUUUUAUUAGAUACUUGAUUAAAGAAGUGGAAGGUGCAGCAUUUACAGACAUUGAAGACGUUGUACCUUUUGUCAAAUGGCUUGACGACGAACUCUCCUAUUUGGUGGAUGAAAGAGCAGUGCUCAAACACUUCGAUUGGCCGGAGCAGAAGGCUGAUGCCAUGCGUGAAGCUGCUUUUGGAUAUUGUGAUCUGAAGAAACUAGAAUCUGAGGCUUCUUCUUUCCGUGACGAUCCUCGACAACUAUGUGGUCCAGCUCUUAAGAAGAUGCAAACUCUCUUUGAGAAAUUAGAACACGGGGUUUACAAUAUCUCUAGAAUGAGAGAGUCGGCAACAAAGAGAUUCAAAGUAUUCCAAAUACCUAUAGAUUGGUUGCUUGAUAGCGGUUAUGCCACCAAGAUCAAGCUGGCAUCUGUAAAAUUGGCUAUGAAGUACAUGAAGAGAGUCUCUGCUGAGCUUGAGACUGUUGGUGGUGGGCCGGAAGAAGAAGAACUCAUUGUCCAAGGAGUUAGAUUUGCUUUCCGAGUACAUCAGUUUGCUAGUGGUUUUGAUGCUGAUACAAUGAGAGCAUUCCAAGAAUUGAGAGAUAAAGCCAGGUCCUGUCAUGUUCAAUGCCAUGGCCAGCAACAGAAAUUCUUGUGCAGGUCUGCCGCAUGCUAAUGCAGGAGCAAACUCAACUCCAGAGAGAAUUAGAUUAUUGUAGCCCUCUUUUUCACUAGUUUGUGAAUAUAAUGGCAAUAGUACUAUUAGCCAUCAAAGUGGAAAACCUUUAUAUAUAAUUUAUGAUUCAUCCAUUCAUUAAUCACUUGGGAAAAGAAUCAGUAAACAAAUUAAUUUGCUUCCACUUUGGUGAUUAUUGUUAUUGCGAAUUCUCUGGACUGUUUAUCUAAUCAUUCAUUCAUUUAUAAAGAAACAGAACAGUAACAAACUCUAGCACUUGUAGCUGUUGUGAAUUUUCUAUAAAUAUAUGCUGUGUUGAGAA